AUGGUCGAGGAUUUCAUUCAGACGCAAGGGGCAAACUGUGGCCUGAAAACCAGUAAAUACUACGAAUGUCUGAGAUGUCAAAAUUACGAGUAUGAUGGGGCGGAAGAAGAUCAUGAGGAUUUUACUGAUGAUACCGGUGAAAGUCAUGAUCAUCCAGAUUACUCCAAAUAUUAUGCAGUCGACAAUUCUGCUCCUUUAACAGCACAGGGCAAAAGUAAUCCCAGAAUCGAAAGUUUCGUGUCCCAGAGCGAAUUCGAUAGUUUUUUUAGCCCGUCACCAAUUGCUUUUGGUGCUUCUGUUAAUCAGCCCACAAAAUCCAAUGUUGUCUCGAAUGUUCCACAAAACGCUCCAGUAAACCCUUUCGACAAUCAGCAACAACCAAAACAAACAUCUAACUUCCAAAAAGAUUAUUUUGAGGAUUCGCAACGGCAGCAAGCUGCUGAUGAAAAAGUCGAACGUGAUGAGGAUUCCCCAAAAUACAUCUCUCACAACUUGCCCCCAAAACUAGUAUUCGAAGAUGAAGCUGAAAAGUCUGACGAUGAAGUGGAAGAAAUAGAGCCAAGAAAUAACCAAAAGAAAAACUAUGAAUCCGAGGAAGAACAAUCCGAAGACGUAGAAUCCAAAUACGAGGAACCCGUUGUCCAUGGAAAACAAGUAAAUUACAACACAGGAAAAUCCAGCUCUUCAGUGUCCCAGUAUCCAUCAGCUAGAGGAUUUUAUGAAAAUGUUGAAUCUCCGACCACAUUGUCACCUUAUCAAAAAUAUAGUUUCCAAGGCACGACCAAGAAGCCUAAAUAUUUAGGAUCUUUAAUCAGCACUGCAGCUCCGUUCAAUCCUGCCUACAACAAGUAUGCAUCAGGAACCAGCGCUGUACCCCUAUACGAAGCACAAUCUACAGAACAUGCCGAAAAGAUCAAUGGAUGUAAGAAACUCAAGAAACACGUCUCCCAUGAUGAUGCGAUGAACUGUUAUGUCUGUGAAGAUCCUAGUAAUAAAUCUAAAUACACACAGUGCUCAUAUUCUUCAGAACCCAAACCAUUGAAUUACUACCAAGGAAAAUCAGAAAGAUAUUCUACACCUGCAGUUGAAGGAGAUGGAUUUAGAUACAAAAGAUACUCAGAUGAUAAAGACGAUUCUGACCCCUAUGAGUAUGUAAAACGUCGAUCUCAACAACUGAACAACAAGAAGUCGAACGACGAAGAUGAUUUCAGCCAUUUGUUUCAGUACGAUCCAAGUUUCGACACCGAAUCAAAAAGUUACUCUGAGCAACAAUCCGAAGAAGUCAAAAAAAAUCCUGAGAAUUGUAAAAAGGUUGAUAAGGAUGGUAUGACGUGCACUAUCUGCAAAAAUUCUAAAACUGGUGGUAACUUUGAACAAUGUUCCUACACAUCCGAACCAAAAGAUCAAAAAUAUGCGUAUGUAACAAAUAAAAAAUAUAAUAGUAAUGACGAACAACCAGAAGAAGAAGAGACGAAAACUGUCGAAUUGAAAUCAAAAAAAUCAUCUGACAAAAAUAUUAAACCUGCAUCUGAAUUUGGUAAGAAAUUAGACAGAAAAGUUGAGCCAGUCGAACAUUAUGAAGGUCGCAUUAAGAGUAAUACGAGGCCUGAAAGGAACGACCGUUUCUCUAAAAGAAGAGGAGAAGAGACAAAAGACAAUUUGAAAGAUAAAAACUAUCGCGUAUCUGAGACUAAACAAGUUCCUAACAGGAGAGUUUCAUCAGACAACUCAAAGGAAAGUACCUCCGAUGAUUACAGUAUACCUCAACACUUUAUAGAUAAUUCUAGAGGCCAAGAAGCACCUGAGAAUGAUGAUGGUUACUACACCGAAGAUGAGAAAGCUGAAACUAAGGAAAAACAAGACGAUUUUAUUGCAUUUGAUGACUUUCACCAUAAACUGUUCCCCGAAAGUGAAGAAUCGAAAAAACAAGAGCAACAAGCCGAAUACACCUCAGCUAACUCCAAACAUGAUGUAGAGGAGGUUUUGGCUGAAUUUUCUAAAAAAGAUAGAUCUAACUGCAAAAAGGCGGAGAAAAAAGGCAUGACCUGCUAUUUGUGUGUGGAUAAACAUAAUAUUCAACACGAGGAAUGCAUGUACGUGUCUGAGCCACAAAAAUCUCAUAAAGCUUAUCAUGAGGUUCAAAAACUGAACAAACCUAAUCAAGCUGAUGAAGAAGAGUCCGAGUCAAAGCAAACCAUAACUGCUACUCAGGCUCCAGUAAUUAAAAAGAAGAAGGUUUUUAAGAAAGUGACAAAACAAAUUCCAAAACUGGACGAAGCAGCUUCUCAAAUUCAUGGAUCUUAUGUAAAGUACAAUCCUAAAUCUCAAAAAAGUGCCGAAAGUAGAGAUGAGCAAGUAGGAGUUGAGACUCAAAGGGUAUACAGCAAAACUUUGGGCUUGACUUUGCCUAAAUAUAUGGUUGAGAAGUCUGAGUACGAAAGAGAAUUUGAUGCAGCUUCGAGUUUCCACUGAUCAAUU
Messenger RNA from Aethina tumida (small hive beetle), 2478 nucleotides. RefSeq lists its product as uncharacterized. Lineage: Eukaryota; Metazoa; Arthropoda; Insecta; Coleoptera; Nitidulidae. The transcript is spliced from 3 exons. The coding region runs from base 1 to 2472 and encodes 823 amino acids. The record is from RefSeq and is a predicted model, not a curated record.